This is a messenger RNA of Eucalyptus grandis, 854 nucleotides long. Its product is annotated as SKP1-like protein 1B. The record is from RefSeq and is a predicted model, not a curated record. The transcript is spliced from 2 exons. Gene Ontology annotation, molecular function: cullin family protein binding. Gene Ontology annotation, cellular component: nucleus; cytoplasm. Gene Ontology annotation, biological process: SCF-dependent proteasomal ubiquitin-dependent protein catabolic process. The coding region runs from base 164 to 646 and encodes 160 amino acids. Lineage: Eukaryota; Viridiplantae; Streptophyta; Magnoliopsida; Myrtales; Myrtaceae.
CAGCAUUCCGCCUCAGCAUUCCGAGAAAAAUCCUCUUUAAGAAAUUCCCCCAAAUCGUCUCGUUAGGGUUUAGCCCUCCCCCGGCAAAUCGCCAUCGUCGUCGUCUUCCUCCUCCUCUCCUCUCUCGAGAAAAUCCGUGUCGGAGGGGAACCCACCGCCACCCAUGUCGUCCUCUCGCAAGAUCGUGCUCGAGAGCUCGGACAAGGAGUCGUUCGAGGUGGAGGUGGCGGUGGCCCUGGAGUGCCAGACCAUCAAGCAUAUGAUCGAGGACGACUGCGCCGGCGACGGCAUCCCCCUCCCCAACGUCUCCAGCAAGAUCCUCUCCAAGAUCAUCGAGUUCUGCCGCAAGCACGUCGACGCCGACCGCGAACGCGCCGGCUCCGCCUCCCCCGCCGCGGCCGACGACGAGCUCAAGGCCUGGGACGCCGAGUUCAUCAAGGUCGACCAGGCCACGCUUUUCGAUCUGAUCCUGGCGGCGAAUUAUCUGAACAUCAAGGGCUUGCUGGAUUUGACCUGCCAGAAUGUGGCAGACAUGAUUAAGGGGAAGACCCCUGAGGAGAUUAGGAAGUCAUUUAACAUCAAGAACGACUUCACGCAAGAGGAAGAGGAAGAGGUUCGAAGGGAGAACCAAUGGGCCUUUGAAUGAAAAGAAGUGCUCAAUUAAUCUGAAUCGAGAUCAGGAAGUCAUUUAACAUCAAGAACGAUUUCACGCCAGAGGAAGAGGACCUUUGUAUUAUAUGUGGUCUUUCUUUUAUUUUAUUUUUAAAACAUAUUUUAAUGAGAUGAUGACUCUGUUUCUUGGUUGCUGCAAUGUAUUAAGGCCACUUUUUCACCUGUUACAUUUUGGUCAUGCA